AAAGUUGGCAGCACUGGUCUCCAAUUUCUUUUCGGUAUCAAAAACUAAGCGCUCAACAUGGGUCGUAUGCACGCUCCAGGCAAGGGUAUUUCCCAAUCAGCUCUCCCGUACAGACGCACGGUGCCAUCGUGGCUGAAGCUUAACGCUGAGGACGUCAAGGAGCAGAUCAAGAAACUUGGCAAGAAGGGCCUGACACCCUCCAAAAUUGGUAUCAUUCUGCGUGAUUCCCAUGGCGUGGCCCAAGUGCGUUUUGUCAACGGCAACAAAAUCCUGCGCAUCAUGAAAUCAGUUGGCUUGAAGCCCGACAUUCCCGAGGAUUUAUACCACAUGAUUAAGAAGGCCGUGGCUAUCCGUAAGCAUUUGGAGCGUAGUCGCAAGGAUAAGGACGGCAAGUUCCGUUUGAUUCUGGUCGAGUCCAGGAUUCACCGCUUGGCACGCUACUACAAGACAAAGAGCGUUCUGGCUCCAAACUGGAAAUACGAAUCCAGCACAGCUUCAGCUCUGGUUGCCUAAACGGGCGACACCUUUGUACACAACAUAAAUAAACACAACAAAACCGGAUUAAAUCGAUUUUAUAUUGUUUACAAAUUAAACAUUGGGUUUUUAA
Messenger RNA from Drosophila innubila, 607 nucleotides. Its product is annotated as 40S ribosomal protein S13. The record is from RefSeq and is a predicted model, not a curated record. Gene Ontology annotation, biological process: translation. Gene Ontology annotation, molecular function: structural constituent of ribosome; small ribosomal subunit rRNA binding. NCBI's taxonomy places the organism in Eukaryota, Metazoa, Arthropoda, Insecta, Diptera, Drosophilidae. Bases 58 to 513 code for a protein of 151 amino acids. Gene Ontology annotation, cellular component: cytosolic small ribosomal subunit; ribosome; nucleolus. The transcript is spliced from 3 exons.